UCUGUCAUCAAAAGAAUCAAACAAAACCGCAGACGCCGCCUUGGAAAUCGGACGCUGAAUCAGAAAAGUUGACCGCAAAAGUUUAAAUUAUUUGGUGAAAACUGCAGAUAAACAGCUUAAAAAUGGUUGAAGCAAACGGAAUUGAGCUGACCGAACAGGAAGCUGAGUUGUACGAUCGCCAAAUUCGUCUGUGGGGAUUGGAUUCCCAGAAAAGAUUGCGAGCGGCUCGUAUUUUGAUUGCCGGUGUCAAUGGUUUGGGAGCGGAAAUAGCCAAGAAUGUGAUUUUAUCCGGUGUGAAAGCCGUGACGUUGUUGGACGAUCAGGUUGUGAAGGAAGCUGACUUCUGUUCGCAAUUUUUGGCUCCCCAGGAUUCUUUGAGAACGAACCGUGCGGAAGCUUCUUUGUCUCGGGCUCAGCAGCUGAAUCCAAUGGUGGAGCUGAAGGCGGAUACCGAAGAACUGCCCAAGAAGACGGACGAUUUCUUCAAGGGAUUCGAUGUGGUGUGCGUUAUCGGUGCUAAUACGGAACAGUUACUUCGCAUUGACGGUGUAUGCCGAGAAGCCGGUAUCAAAUUCUUUGCAGCUGAUCUGUGGGGAAUGUUCGGAUUCAGUUUUGCCGAUCUACAGGAGCACAACUUUGCUGAGGAUGUCGUAAAGCAUAAGAUAGUGUCCAAACCACACGAAAAGACCAAGACUGAGUUGGUUACUUCCACGGUAAAGCGGACGCUAUCUUACCCGGCCUAUCAAGUCCUGUUGGACUUUGACUACAAGGCCCAAUCGUAUGCCAGGAAGCUGAAACGCUCAGGACCGGCACUGCCUUUGCUGCGCGUAUUGCAAAAGUUCCGCGAUGACGAGAAACGUGACCCACUGUACUCCGAGCGGGAAGCAGAUCUACAGAAGUUGCUGAAGAUUCGCGACGAAGUGGCUGCCGAUUUGAUCCCGGACAAUGCCUUCUUGCACGUUUUCGCCCAAAUCUCGCCAGCUGCGGCCAUCGUCGGUGGAGCAGUGGCGCAUGAGAUCAUCAAAACCGUCUCGCAAAAGGAAGCCCCACAUCACAAUGUGUUUUUGUUCGAUCCGGAAAGCUGCUGUGGUUUCAUCGAGUCGAUUGGCGUGGAUGCCUAAAAGGCGCUUCACUGUAAUCCGCAACGGAAAUAACUUUUAAGCCGUAUAUACUUUAAUAUCUAUCAGUAAUCUAUUCAAUAAACAUAAUGAUCUUAUUUUCACGGAACAUUCUUAACCAAACCGAAA
Aedes aegypti (yellow fever mosquito) is the source of this 1247-nucleotide messenger RNA. It is a transcript of the gene Aos1, whose product is annotated as SUMO-activating enzyme subunit 1. Gene Ontology annotation, molecular function: SUMO activating enzyme activity. The transcript is spliced from 2 exons. The coding region runs from base 123 to 1121 and encodes 332 amino acids. Gene Ontology annotation, biological process: protein sumoylation. Gene Ontology annotation, cellular component: SUMO activating enzyme complex; cytoplasm. The record is from RefSeq and is a predicted model, not a curated record. NCBI's taxonomy places the organism in Eukaryota, Metazoa, Arthropoda, Insecta, Diptera, Culicidae.